Molecule: messenger RNA, 1258 nt
Organism: Oxyura jamaicensis (ruddy duck)
Lineage: Eukaryota; Metazoa; Chordata; Aves; Anseriformes; Anatidae
Exons: 2
Coding region: 162-1157 (331 amino acids)
Source: RefSeq, a predicted model, not a curated record
CCGUGGCUCGGUGAGGGCAGCACACGGCAUGCCUUGUGUUGUGCAAUUAACCACUGCUCGGCAGAACACUAACGAUCCUCGUUAAUGAGCACAGCACCGGGCAGUCAGGGCACGGCACCCCGCACACGGCAGUUGUGCAGCAGGACCAAACCCCCAGAGUGAUGCUGGAAGUCACGAGCUGGGGCCGCAGCCCUUUGCUUGCUGUCUUUGCACCGAAGCUGCUGGGGGGGCUGUGCCUUGUGCACCCACUUUGGGGACAGAAGGGACCAGCACGGCCUUGCUGGGAACGAUGCUGGGGCAGGCGAGAGUCCCCCAGCGAGGCUGGUGGGGACAGCAGGUCGGUCACUCCCUGGCACACAGGGGUAGCCCCCAUUCACCAUCUCACCAUUACUCCCUGCCAAAAUAACUGCUGCAGACACGGGGACACUGUCCCCGAGCUGACUGAGGUCUGUGCAGGGCUCUGCACCCUGGCCAGGCUUGGGUUUGCCCCCGAGCAGAAAUGUUGGUGCAGUGGGGUCGUGUUGUUGGUGCAGUGGGGUCGCACUACCCAGCACACAGAGCCCAAACCGAGCAGUGCAGGGGGCCGGGGCUCCGCUUCCUGCUGCAGGGACGCGUCCGGCCACCACGCUCGUGCUGCGCUGCUGCGGGCGCAGGCACGCGGGAGCAUUUUUCAAAACCAGCCUUUGGAUGCUCGCCGUGGGGCCGGGUUGUUAACGUACGAGACGCGUGCCGUGCUGCUGGGUGGGAGCGCGCUCUGCUGGUGCUCCCCCCCCCCCCGAGAGGCACCGUGCAGCAGCACCACGGGGCCGCGCACGCCCCGAUGGCUUGGCAGGAGGCCCUGGGGUGCAUGGUGGGGGUCCCCGGGGGUCCCCACCCAUGGGGUACCCCAGGGAGCUUUGCCUCCGAGGAUGCCCUGUGCUUACAGUGGUGCUCUGGUGGGCCCCCAUGCCUGGGGGGGUCCCAUUCAUCCUAAGGGGACCCUGGGGACCCCAACAACCCCCUGGGAGCUCGGGACCUGCACUGCUGAGGAUACCCCAGAGACCCUCACCUCCAAGGCUGCCCCGGGGGACCCACGCUUGCAGGGACACCCGGGGGACCUGCAGUGCCCUGGGGGACCCUCACCCUUAGGCAUCUCCCAGCCCCCCCAACCCUUGUGAUGCCAUGGGGGACCCUCACCCAUAGGGGUACCCCUGUCCUUGGGGAAACCACCAGCCCCCUGACCCAUAGGGAUGCUCAGGGGGUGUUGGGGGACACCCCA